GUGCUAAUAAGAGAGGCUAGUCUGCGUGUUUGUUUGUUGGUAAAGUGUGGUAGACCAGAGGGGAGGCAUCUUUAGGGGGGAGGUCAGCACAGCACGCUUGGUUGCUUCCUGUACUGAACAACCUAACGUUUUUUAGGGGGUCCUGGUUGCGUGCGUUGUGAUCUAAUUCCGUUCCUGUUUUGGGCUCUGAGUAAGGGGAAUCUCUCUGGGUUUAUCAUCGUCUUUCUCUAUUUUUCCUCUGUUCGAAAUCUCCAUCUGCAACAUCUAUAUACCAAGUUUGAGUGAGAGAGAGGAACCCACUAAGCGUGCAAAUAAAAGUUUUUAAAAGCGAAAAGCUAGAUAUCAAUCCCGUGCUAUAAUAGCUCCCUCUGCUCUCUAUCUUUGCUUUUGGGUUGUUUAUCUCAUUGGGUUUUCUUUCUCUUUGGUGGGGUUUCUCUCGGGCUUUAUAAUAUCGUGCUCUAGGCUUAACUCUCAGGGGCGGGGCGUUUGUUUUGAAGAUUUUCAUGGGUUGAAGCUCCUAAAGUUUGUGGGUUUUGUUCGUGUUCCCUUAUCUUCUUACUUGGUCGCUGAGAUAUCAGCGUGUUUCUUCCACUUUAUUCACCUGGGCUUGGAUUCGGAUGUCUGUUUUUGUGUGAGGUGCUCGAAGCCUCUUGGUGCCGAUUAACAGUUGUAGAGACAAGGAGAUUUUUCAUCUGACUAUUUCCAGGACAGUCUUUCCUGGUUUAGAGAUGGAUGGAUCAUCCAGAAAUGAUGUCUGCCCUCAGUUCUUAGAUUUGGUUCCCAAAGAGAGAGCGUGGCUGGUCAACAGAGAUGAACAAAGAAGGCGUGGCCUUUCAGAGGAGAACAAGUUGGAGCUUAGGCUUGGUCCUCCUGGCGAGGACUGGUCUAUGACAGAUAACACAAUGAAAAACCAAAGAGAGAGAAGCGAGUCUCUACUCUCUCUUGGGUACUACUCUACCACUACUCCCAUGACCCAAAACACUAGCAUUAAUAACAACGGCAAUGGAAGCCAAACACAGAUGUUCUCUUCCCCUGAAAACACAGGAGGGGCUGUUUUGUCAUCUCCGUGGCCUUCUUCAGCAUUCCAGGGAAAGACCCAGCACAAUCAAAAGCAGACAAAAACUCCAUCUUUUCUUCAGGUACCGUCAACACAUCAAAGCUCGCCGGUUUUGGCUCAGGAAGCGUCGCAGCCCCGUUGCAGUAACGUGGUAGAGUUGCAGACUGCAGAGAAGAAAGCAUUUUCCCAAUCUUCUGCAAUGACUGCUGUGCCCAACAGCUCUCAGAAAAGGACUGCUCCUUCUCCAGUCGUGGGUUGGCCUCCAAUUCGAUCAUUCAGGAAGAACCUAGCAAGCAGUAGCUCUUCAAAACCAGCUUCUGAGUCGCAAAAUGGGGUCCCAGACAAGGUUCCCUGUAAAAAACCGGUCGAGUCUUGCACCAAAGGCCUAUUCGUGAAGAUCAAUAUGGAUGGAGUCCCAAUUGGGAGAAAAGUGGAUCUCAAAGCCUAUGACAGUUAUGAGAAUCUCUCUUCUGCUGUUGAUGAACUCUUUAGAGGCCUACUUGCAGCUCAAAGAGAUUCCCGCCAGGAUGGAAUCCUGAAGAAGCAAGAGGAAGACAAAGCAAUUACCGGUUUAUUGGACGGAAGUGGUGAAUAUACACUUGUUUAUGAGGAUAAUGAAGGAGACAGGAUGCUUGUUGGGGAUGUCCCAUGGCACAUGUUUGUAUCUACCGUGAAGAGGCUUCGCGUGCUGAAGAGCUCUGAACUUUCAGCGCUUAGCCUUGGCAGCAGCAAGCAAGACAAGGUAUCAUCUCUUGAAUCUUCAAGGAGGUGAAAAAAGAAAAAUGCGCUGAUGUUUGAAGUGUUUCAAUUCCACAUUUUGACGCAUAUUUUCGUGGUUAAGAAGAGAAAAUUAUCAGCUUACGUGUCCAAGUUAUAUUUCUAGUUUACAAGUCCCAAGUAAUGUUUCAUGAAUGUUUUUAUUUUUAUUGAGAAUUCCUAAUGUAUUCGUCUUGGCUCAUGUAGAAAGUUAAUUAGCCAGACAAAUGUUUGUUCAGACGAUGCGCAAUUUCGUAACAAGUAACUUGUUAUGUA
Carya illinoinensis is the source of this 2089-nucleotide messenger RNA. RefSeq names its product auxin-responsive protein IAA26-like. Gene Ontology annotation, biological process: regulation of DNA-templated transcription. The record is from RefSeq and is a predicted model, not a curated record. The transcript has 6 exons. Gene Ontology annotation, molecular function: protein binding. NCBI's taxonomy places the organism in Eukaryota, Viridiplantae, Streptophyta, Magnoliopsida, Fagales, Juglandaceae. Gene Ontology annotation, cellular component: nucleus. The coding region runs from base 729 to 1829 and encodes 366 amino acids.